Molecule: messenger RNA, 609 nt
Organism: Macroventuria anomochaeta
Lineage: Eukaryota; Fungi; Ascomycota; Dothideomycetes; Pleosporales; Didymellaceae
Exons: 1
Coding region: 238-564 (108 amino acids)
Source: RefSeq, a predicted model, not a curated record
AGACCCUGCACAGAGUCGACGUUUCUGCUGUUUUUGGCGUGGGGAAUGUUCAUCGUAGUAAGGGUAUCGAGCUUUCGUGGUGAGGUUUUGUGCUGACGCUGUGGUGCAGACUAGGUAUUUUCUGGGGCCACGAGCUAGAAGCGUGCACUUUUCUUCGGACAAUUUGAUGGACGGAGGCGAUUCGGCUUCCAAAAUAGGCUAGUAGAUCGGCGCAAUCAGGAGGAGUGUAACGGGUAUAUGCACCCAGCAAGCAAUCAAACAAUCCAGCUUUUGCACGAGACGCUUGCUUCUUUGUUCAUGCCGUGUGUCUCUUGUAUAAUUCCCAUUCUGUACGCUAUGCUCUGCAAUUACCUUGAUCGGCGCAUGAGAUCCAGAUCAAAGUCACAUUCCCUACCACCUAAUAAACCUUCAGAAGCAGCAUCACCACCCUCUGUUAAUGUGAGUGACACGUCAACUCCACUCCUUGGCGCCACCAUCGGCGCCAGCACAGCGCUCUACCUCCAACCUCAGCGCACCCAGCACCACCACGCUCCACUUCAUAGCCGGCGCAGAUCGGAGCAUUGAGCGGCGAUGGACGAGACGGUACAGCGAGUGCUUUAUGUCUGGAGA